Messenger RNA from Scleropages formosus (Asian bonytongue), 4960 nucleotides. It is a transcript of the gene nyap1, whose product is annotated as neuronal tyrosine phosphorylated phosphoinositide-3-kinase adaptor 1. Gene Ontology annotation, biological process: phosphatidylinositol 3-kinase/protein kinase B signal transduction; neuron projection morphogenesis. Bases 816 to 3791 code for a protein of 991 amino acids. The record is from RefSeq and is a predicted model, not a curated record. The transcript is spliced from 7 exons. Lineage: Eukaryota; Metazoa; Chordata; Actinopteri; Osteoglossiformes; Osteoglossidae.
GAGGGGGGGGGGGUCCUCCGCCGAGCUCCGGGUCCGAGCAGCACGAGGACGCACAACCGCGACAUCCAGGGCGAUAUGAAGGCGGAGAGCGCUGUGUGAGCGCGCGGCCGUGCGACAUCCCGCGCGGUGGCGAUGUGAGGCUGCGUCGGGACUCGGGAACGUCCCGGGCUCCUUGUUAUCAUCAUCAUCAUCAUUGUCAUCAUCAUCAUCAUCAUUUCGUAUCAUCUGUUAUUUGUGAAUGAAUCAUUUUUUGGGGGGGAGGGUAUUUUUUCAAGAAAAACAAAAAAACGUCGCGAUGAAUCGCACCGUGGAUUUCCACCGCAGCCCCGAGAGGACGUCGCACCUGUGAUCGAGGGCAGGAAAAGGACAAAAAGGGACAUUAAAUGUCAUGUCCACGAUUGCUGUGAUGCAGCCUUGUGUUCGAGUGUCCUGUCAGCGGUAGAGGGCAACGCUCGCGAUCGGUGUAAACAGCUCGAGGAGGCGCCUUCCGUUCCGCUCGUUCCGGCUUCGGCUGCCGCAUCAUCAGCAUCUUCAGCAUCUUCAGCAUCUUCACCGUUUGUCUGGAGACGCGGAGCGAAGGGCGGACUGCGCGCUCCCGCGCCGGCUGGGUCUGAAACCCACACCCUGCUGCUGCUGUGGCACCACGGCUCGGAGGGACGCUGUCACCGUGUUACCGUGUCGUGUGUUAGCGUGUUCGGGUGCGCGCGGACAGCGGCGGGGAGGCGGCACCUCGCGCCCGGAGAGCAGGGUCUUGAUUCGGGCGGGGAGUCGUGUGAAAGCCCUCCACCUUCCCUCUUCUGACUGGCCUCUAUACGAUGAGCUCUGGCUCCGCCCAGGAUGUGGCGGUGGAGCAUUUCCUGCGUGACAUUGAGAGGAGGGGCAAAAAGCUGCACUGCGCUGUGAUUGGCCGCGAGGGGGGAAGUCCCCACGGCGACAUGAACCUCCUCUACCGCAAGAGCCGGCUGGACUGGAGGCACAGAGACUCCGAUAGCACCAAGAAGAGCUCGGGCAGCAAGGACUCUUCGGCCACGGUGGGCAAGGUGCGCGACCUCGCUUCCUUCCGGCGUCACUUCAGGAUGGGCUUCCUUACCAUGCCGGCCUCGCAGGACCUCUCCCCCAGGCCCUGUGCCUCGGCCAUGGCUCCACGCUCCCAGUCCUGCCACUCGGUCGGCCUGGAGAACGGGGACUUCCCCGACCGUGGGCCGCCGCCCACCGCGCCUGCCUCCGCUCCCGCCGACCGCCGCCCCCCAGCCAAGCCCAAGCGCCACCCCAGCACUCGCCUCAGCUCACCGGCGGACCCCCGGAGCACGGGGUCCCCGAAAGAGGCUCCUCCGCCCCCGCCCCCUUCGCAGCCGCCUGGGCAGCAUGCGGACAAGAGAAGUGCCAUGAACAAGUCCGACUCCGGGGAGCCGCUGGGCCGCAAGGUGCCGCCCCUGAAGCCCAAACGGAGCCCCAACACCCAGCUGAGCUUUGACCCCCCGCCGCCCCGCGUCCCGCCUCCACCCACACCCACACCCCAGCCCCGGCCCACGCCGGACGAGGACGCCGAGGACGAGCCCGUUUACAUCGAGAUGGUGGGGCAGGUGUUUUCGCGGGAAAGCUGCACCGCCACGCCCCACCCGGCCACGCCCGCCGCCGCUUCCACCCCUGACUCGGAUUCCGACCAGAGCGAGGCCAUAUACGAGGAGAUGAAGUACCCCCUGCUAGACGAGGCUGAGCCCCGCGCCCGCCUCCCGCCCAAGCACGAGAAGCCCAGGUCGGCCAAGCCGGCGCACCCAGCCGUCACGCCCUGCUCUUCCUCGCCCCUGCCUCACCCUUCCUCGUCCUCCUCUUCCUCGCACUCGAAACCCAAAGCCACCGUCUCCAUCUCGCACUCCUCCCCUUUGCCAUCCUCCUCUUCGUCCACACCGAUUCUGCCGCUGCUGUCCUCGAGCCCCCAGCCACCCCGCGCUCCCACCCCCUUCCUUCUCCCGGGGAGCAAAACGCAGUCGGACUCCAGCAACAAGAUCCCGGCACCGUUCCCCAACCUGCUGCAGCACCGGCCCCCCCUGCUGGCCUUUCCACAACCUGCGGCAGCGUCAAGUGGAGUCGGAGCUCAGCUCAAGGCUGGGGCUUCCAAACUGGCCACCGUCAGCAUUCAGGGUUCGUCCAGCCUGCCGCCUCCGCCCAGCACCGCUGCCGCCGCCCCCUCCUCCUCCUCCUCGGCCUCCGCCGGCUCCAAGCUCCCCGUCCUGCAGCUGGGGGCCAAGGAGUCCUUGCCUGGUGGGGGGGCACCCACGGAGCGGCAGGCAGACAGGAAGGAGGCCCUGCUAGGCCCCGCCCCAGGGCUACGUGCCCGCAGCCACUCCACCCCCCUGCCCCCUUCCUCGCAAUCCGCCUCCUCCCACUACCCCCACCACCACUCGCACCGGCCUCCCUCCCACUACCACCACUACCGGCGGCCCGAGAAGGAGCUACCCACCUCCCACAGCAUGAAGCUCGGCUCCCAGGCCUCGGCGCAGACACAGACUCCAGCCGGAGGAAAGGAGGGCAAGAGUGUGGGCUUCCUCCUGAAGUCCGACAAGCGGGAUCGAGAGCGGGAGACGGGCACUCCAGCCAACGCCGCAUCCCAGACCACGCCUACCCCGACCCCCAGCACUGGUGCCGCCAAGAUCAGCACAAGCAGCACACCUUCCCCGGCGCCGGCCCCUUCCACCUCCUCCGGCUCGACUCAGCGCUCGUCGUCACGACCCUUGCUCGGGCACUCCCACGCCCCGCUGUACCACGCCCUGCCCGCCUACCGCCCCCCACCGUCCGACAGCCCCCUGCUGUGGACCUACCCCUCGGCCGGACUCAGGAGGCCUCCGGCCUACGACAGCCUGCGGGCGGGCGGCCAGGCGCAAUCCCCCCAGCCGGCCAGCGGGAGCGACCCUGCACCUAAGGGCAGCUCGGCUGCUUCGGCUCUGCAGGGCAAAGGUGGGAGCCUCUCUCGGGACGGGGGCUCCCCAGACGAUGCCUCCUUCUGGCCCAUGCAGCGGAAGAUGUCUUUCAGCCACGGCAGCAGAGAGACUGACAAGGAGGACACCCAGGUGUGGAACGGCAGCUCCGAUGCCUCGACCCGUGCGGACAAAGAGGACCGAGCGCAGCACUCUGGUAUUCCCGUGUGGUCUGGAGGUGGGUCUGGCUCAGGAGGUGUGGCCAGCGAGGGCACUGGAGCCAUGGGGCGGAGCUCUGAGACACGGUCCCUGGCACGAUCCGGGCUGCCCUUGCCCUGUCAGACCUUCCCUGCCUGCCAUCGGAACGGAGAGCUGGGGCGCCUGGGUCGCUCCGCCUCCACCUCUGGGGUGCGCCAGGGGGGCGGGAACGUGCACCGCCAGUGCAGCCUACCCCCACGAGAAGCCCUGGGCCAGCCACCCACCCCCCAGGCCCAUGCCCAGCCUCUCCCGGCCUGCGCGCCAACCCUGUCCCACCAACAGCUGCAGCUGCAGCUGCACCAGCAGCAGUUGCAGCAGCAGCUCCGUCUGCAGCUGCAGUACCAGCAGCUGGCCCAGCUGGCGCAGUGCCAGUCUACCACCAGCGGGGGUGCCACCUCCUCGCUCGGUCAGGCACAGAGGGAUGGGAAGCUGCUGGAGGUGAUCGAGCGGAAGCGUUGCCUGUGCAAGGAGAUCAAGGCUCACCGGCGCCCAGACCGCAGCCUCUGCAAACAGGACAGCAUGCCCAUCCUGCCGAGUUGGAGACGGACCCCCGAGCCCCGCAAGACAGGAACGCCGCCCUGCCAGCCGCCGGCGGUGCUCUGGGACACCUCCAUCUAAGGGGAGCUCAGCUGGGGGGAGGGUGACAAGGUGGGGCGGAGAGAUGAGCGAGGUAGAGACAGGAGUGAGCAACCCACACAGCCAGAAACAAGCUCAAUCAACUAACCAAACAGGUGGUUCUUCCCAGAGCUGAUGGACAGGAGGGGGUGGGGCCAAGACACCAAGAGGGCCUGGAGAGACCGUGAGCACAUGACUAGGAUGCCGGUGCCCUAGGGUGCAUGGUGCCUGUCGCCAAUAGGCGUGGCCCAAAGGAGACGUGACCUCUGAGGCUUUGGGAACCUGAGAUAAGAUGGAAAAUGGUCAGGGGGGACGUAUCGGUGCGUAAACGACGCACGCACAAAACACACCUCCUGGACCUAGAGCAAGUUCUCCAGAGAGUCUCUUGGAGGCGGUGUCACUUCGGGGACACGUCCUCUGGGGGGACAGAGGUUCCGGUGGUGAAGGCCGGACCAUGUCAUAGAGGGGCAGAGACAGAAAUUGGAGUAAGAAGGGGAAAUACCAGGAAGUGACCAGGGUAACCAGAGAAGACGGGAAUGAGCCAGAACCGUCCUGCUGUUGACCAGCUGGGUUCCGACCGCGGACCUCGGCCUGCCAGACCUCCUUUUUAUAAACCUAUCUACUCUAUAUUUCCUGCUGCUACAAACCAAGGCGGAAUCAAUGAGGGUCCAAAGAUACUGAGGAGGAAGAGGAGGAGGAGGAAGAAGAGGAGGUGUGGCCUGGAGGAAGGCGUCGUGUUCGGCUUCAUGCGUUCCACUUCAGUUCAGCGGCCCAAGGUCCGGGCUGACAACCACUCUGCACAAGGGCUCCAUGGCACCGCUCAGCCAGCAUCACCCGGCCGGUGGCAUGUGGAGGGAAAUCCCCAGGCGAACAACAACAACACAGACACACACAAACACACACACACACACACACACACACACAACUGCCAGUUACAAAAGAAAGGGAAACAAGUGCUUUUGAAUAGUGUUUAGAUUUAAUUUUUUGUACAAAGUUGCCAAAAGUCUCCAGUUAGCGCGACUCUUGAACACGAACAGAGCGCAGGUGCAGAGUUGUUUCGAUGGAGAGCUCCGGGACGAGUGUUUGCUCCCUUGUCGUUUUGUGAACAGUGUUUCAUUGAGUGGGACAGUGAAACAUGUGUGCUGGGACGGGGCGGGGCAGGGUGGGGUUGG